AUGGAUAGAGUAUCAAGAUUGGCUUCACAGAAGGCAGUAGUAAUCUUCAGCAAGAGCACUUGCUGUAUGUGUCAUGCCAUCAAAAGAUUGUUUUAUGACCUUGGUGUGAGCCCUGCAAUUCAUGAACUUGAUGAAGACUCAAGAGGAAGAGAGAUGGAAUGGGCACUCAUGAGGCUUGGAUGUAACCCUACUAUACCUGCUGUCUUCAUAGGUGGUAAACUUGUGGGUUCUGCUAAUGAAGUCAUGACCUUACAUCUCAAUGGCUCAUUAACAAGAAUGCUCAAAGAUGCAGGUGCUAUUUGGCUUUAAUUUUACUACCUUACUCAACUCACUUCUUCUUAUACCGAGUCAACU
Telopea speciosissima is the source of this 354-nucleotide messenger RNA. RefSeq names its product monothiol glutaredoxin-S10-like. The record is from RefSeq and is a predicted model, not a curated record. The transcript has a single exon. NCBI's taxonomy places the organism in Eukaryota, Viridiplantae, Streptophyta, Magnoliopsida, Proteales, Proteaceae. Bases 1 to 309 code for a protein of 102 amino acids.